Messenger RNA from Monoraphidium neglectum, 999 nucleotides. RefSeq names its product cathepsin Z. The transcript has 7 exons. The record is from RefSeq and is a predicted model, not a curated record. Gene Ontology annotation, cellular component: lysosome. Bases 1 to 999 code for a protein of 332 amino acids. Lineage: Eukaryota; Viridiplantae; Chlorophyta; Chlorophyceae; Sphaeropleales; Selenastraceae. Gene Ontology annotation, molecular function: cysteine-type endopeptidase activity.
AUGGCUCGCGCCCUCGUGUUGCUCGUGUUGCUGGGCCUGAUGAUGGGUCUGGCGCACGGCCUGAACGUCAUCGAGGGCAGCCGCGGGCCAUCCAAAUUUGCCACUAAACUUGGGCAGAGGGGCCAGCACCACGUCGAGCUGCGCCUGGGCCCCAGCCCCCAUGAGGGCCUGCAGGAGCAAGACAUGCCGGACUCCUGGGACUGGCGCAACGUGAAGGGCAAGAACUACCUCUCUCCCGUACGCAACCAGCACAUCCCCGUCUACUGCGGCUCCUGCUGGGCGUUCGCCUCCACCUCUUCCCUCGCGGACCGCAUCAACAUAGUCCGCGACGGCGCCUGGCCCAUGGCGGUCCUGUCCGUGCAGUCCGUCAUCGACUGCGGCAACGCCGGCAGCUGCAACGGCGGCGACGACAAGAUGGUGUACAAGUAUGCCUUCAAGCAUGGCAUCCCCAUGGACACCUGCAACCAGUAUGUGGCGAAAAACCAGGCCUGCAACCGCAAGCACCAGUGCUACACAUGCGAGCCGUCGGGCAAGUGCGCGCCCCUGUACGACUACAACAGGCUGGUGGUGCGUGAGCACGGCUCUGUCAGCGGCCGCGUGGCCAUGAAGGCCGAGAUAAUGAAGCGCGGCCCCAUCUCAUGCAGCAUAGACGCCACCAACGAGCUCGACGCAUACAAGGGUGGCAUCUUUGCCCAGCGCCUGCUUGACCCGAGCCCCAACCACGUCAUCAGCGUGGUCGGGUGGGACGUGAUUGACGGCACCGAGGUCUGGAUCACCCGCAACAGCUGGGGGGAGCCUUGGGGUGAGGGCGGCUUCUACUACAGCCCCACCAGCAAGAACCAGGGCGGCAAGGACCUCAACUUGGGCAUCGAGCUGGACUGCGCCUACGGCGUCGUCGACCGCUGGGCCAAGGCCGCAGACCUGGGCUUCCCCCGCAGCGCGGCCGAGGAGGAGGCCAGCGCCGGCGGCGACGAGCAGGCGGCGCCCGCGGCGGCCUGA